Messenger RNA from Lolium rigidum, 793 nucleotides. Its product is annotated as carnosine N-methyltransferase-like. NCBI's taxonomy places the organism in Eukaryota, Viridiplantae, Streptophyta, Magnoliopsida, Poales, Poaceae. The record is from RefSeq and is a predicted model, not a curated record. Gene Ontology annotation, molecular function: S-adenosylmethionine-dependent methyltransferase activity. The transcript is spliced from 6 exons. Bases 27 to 428 code for a protein of 133 amino acids.
GUGCUGGGAUAACCGAAGGGUUUUCUAUGUGCGCUGGAGAUUUUGUGGAGGUCUACAGUGAAAAAAGCCAAGAAUCUGCAUGGGAUGCUGUUGUAACUUGCUUCUUCCUGGAUACGGCACACAAUAUUGUUGAAUACAUUGAGAUUAUAUCAAAACUUCUCAAGGAUGGUGGGGUCUGGGUAAACAUGGGUCCACUUCUGUAUCACUUUGCUGAUUCCUAUGGACCAGAUGAUGAUAUGUCUAUCGAACUAAGUUUGGAAGACGUGAAAAGGGUGGCUUACCAUUAUGGAUUUGUGCUGGAGGUGGAGAGAAUGAUAGAUACCACUUACACAGCAAAUAUGGCAUCAAUGAUGCAGAAUCGAUACCGCGCAGCAUUUUGGACAAUGAGGAAGGACGCAUCUCGAUCAAAAGCAAAAAAGUGCCAGUGAGGUGGAGAUCCUUCAGUGUGAUUCGCAUCCAAGUUGUUUAAAUCUAGAGGAAGACGGAGCUGUGGUCAGUCAAUUGGGGAUAUUUAUCCAGAGGCUGGAAGCCUCCUAGGUAGGACAAAUAAAGAGGAUCGUUUCAUGCCACCAUUUCUUAGCAUGAUACUCAAACCUUAUAGCAAAUCGUGAAUCCUGUGAUAGAAUCUGUGUGCCAUUACUUAGCAAGUGGUGAUGUACCGAUGACUAUAUACCCCGGGGCCAUCUGCGUGCUAUAAGAAGAAAAAGAGAUGUAACUGUAUUUUUUCUUUUAUAGCAAGAGAUGUACUGUACUGUUUGUACAAUGGUGGCAUAAUGUCUGGACUGCGUUGUUU